AAACACAAUAAUUUAUAUUCAACAUCAAAGAACUGUCUCUCAAAAAAAUAUCAAACAAAUCAUCAAGUGUUCAUACACAAUGGUAGGAAAUAUGAUCAAUGUAAUGUGUGUGAUAAACGUUUUAGUUGCUCAUCUCAUCUCACUAGACACCUAACAGUACAUAGCGGAGAAAAGCCGUAUAGAUGUGCUGUAUGCCAAAAAACGUUCACUCAGAAGAUAUCCCUUAAAAUACAUCAGCGUAUUCACACUGGGGAGAAGCCAUUUGAAUGCCAAGAUUGUUCUAAAAGCUUCACUUGUUCUUCAAAUUUAAAAAAACACCGGAGAGUGCAUAGUGGAGAAAAACCAUAUAAGUGUAGCGUUUGUCAGAAAUGUUUUGCUCAAAAGAUUUCGCUCAAAAUACACGAGCGAACUCAUACUAAGGAAAAACCAUUCAAAUGUCUAAUUUGUUUAAAAUGUUUUACAUCAUCAUCCAAUCUUAUUAAUCAUCAGAAAGUACACAGCGGAGAAAAACCGCAUAAGUGCAAUAUGUGUGGCAAAGGUUUUGCCCAAAAAAUGCAUCUCAAGGUUCACCUUCGCACGCAUACUGGUGAAAAACCUUAUAAGUGCAGCAUAUGCGGAAAACUGUUUGCGUCAAAUUCAAAUUUAAAGGUUCAUGAACGAAUGCACACUGGUGUAAAACCGUACAAAUGCAAUGUCUGUAGCAAAGGUUUUACAUGCUUGACUAAUCUUAAUAGGCACCGAGCAGUACAUAGCGGAGAAAAACCAUAUGAAUGUUCUGUAUGCAAAAAAACGUUCACUCAGAAGAUAUCCCUCAAAAUACAUCAGCGUAUUCACACUGGGGAGAAGCCCUUUCAAUGCCAAGAAUGCCCUAAAAGCUUCGCUUCUUCUUCAAAUUUCAGUAAACACCGGAGAUUGCAUAGUAGAGAAAAACCAUUUAAGUGUAGCGUUUGUCAGAAAUGUUUUGCUCAAAAGAUUUCGCUCAAAAUACACGAGCGCACUCAUACUAAAGAGAAACCAUUCAAAUGUCUAAUUUGUUUAAAGUGUUUUACAUCAUCGUCCAAUCUUAUUAAUCAUAAGAAAGUUCACAGCGGACAAAAGCCAUAUCAAUGCAGUAUAUGCUUGAAAUCAUUUGCCCAAAACAUGCAUCUCAAAGUGCAUAAACGCGUGCAUACUAAAGAAAAGCCGUAUAAAUGCAAUAUUUGUGAGAAGUCUUUUGCCCAUAUCUCAAAUUUAAAAGUACACGAGCAUGGGGUCGAAUCAGAAGUCGAUGAUUUUGCCAGCAUGUGUCGUUUAAUUGAAUUGUUAAGAAAUGCGAUAUUCUCGAAAUCAUUUACAAUGACUGCCGAGGUUGACGAUUUUUAA
Adelges cooleyi (spruce gall adelgid) is the source of this 1362-nucleotide messenger RNA. Its product is annotated as zinc finger protein 501-like. Lineage: Eukaryota; Metazoa; Arthropoda; Insecta; Hemiptera; Adelgidae. The annotation marks the transcript as partial. The record is from RefSeq and is a predicted model, not a curated record. The transcript is spliced from 4 exons. Gene Ontology annotation, molecular function: RNA polymerase II cis-regulatory region sequence-specific DNA binding; DNA-binding transcription factor activity, RNA polymerase II-specific. Gene Ontology annotation, biological process: regulation of transcription by RNA polymerase II.